AUGGAAACUGACCAGCCAGAGGAAAUCUUCCCCAACACCAAAACCAGUGGUGAAUUUGCUAAAUGGCCUGCAGAAGAUAUGGAAGAGGAACAAGCUUUUAAAAGAUCUAGAAACACUGAUGAGAUGGUUAAAUUACGCAUUCUGCUUCAAAGCAAGAAUGCUGGGGCAGUGAUUGGAAAAGGAGGCAAGAAUAUUAAGGCUCUGCGCACAGACUACAAUGCCAGUGUUGCAGUCCCAGACAGCAGUGGCCCUGAAUGCAUAUUGAGUAUCAGUGCUGAUAUUGAAACAAUUGGAGAAAUUCUGAAGAAAAUCAUCCCUACCUUGGAAGAGGGCCUGCAGUUGCCACCACCCACUGCAACCAGCCAGGUCCUGUUCGAAUCUGAUGCUGUGGAAGGCUUGAAUAAUCAACACUAUAAAGGAAGCGACUCUGACUGCCAGCUGAGACUGUUGAUUCGUCAGAGUUUGGCAGGAGGAAUUAUUGGGGUCAAAGGUGCUAAAAUCAAAGAACUUCGAGAGAACACUCCGACAACAAUCAAGCUUUUCCAGGAGUGCUGUCCUCACUCCCCUGACAGAGUCAUUCUUAUUGGAGGAAAACCUGAUAGGGUUGAGGAGUGCAUACAGAUCAUCCUUGAUCUUACAUCUCCCAUCUUAGAGUCUCCCAUCAAGGGAUGUGCACAGCCUUACGAUCCCAAUUUUUGUGAUGAAACCUAUGAUUAUGGUGGCUUUUCAGUGAUGUUUGAUGACCGCCAUGGGCGUCCCGUGGGAUUUCCCAUGCAGGGAAGAGGUGGUUUUGACAGAAUACUUCCUGGUCCAGGAGGGUGUCCCAGGCCUCCAUCUAGAAGAGAUUAUGAUGACAUGAGCCCUCGGCGAGGACCUCCUCCCCCUCCUCCUGGUCGAGGUGGCAGGGGAGGUAGCAAGGCUCAGAACCUUCCUCUUCCUCCACCACCACCUCCUAGAGGAGGAGAUCUAAUGGCCUAUGACAGAAAAGGAAGACCUGGAGACUGUUAUGAUGGCAGGGUUGGUUUCAGUGCCGAUGAAACGGACUCUGCAAUAGAUACAUGGAGCCCUUGAGAAUGGCAGAUGGCUUAUGAACCACAGGGUGGCUCCAGAUAUGAGUAUUCCUAUGCAGGGGGUCGUGGUUCAUAUGGUGAUCUUGAUGGACCUAUUAUUACUACACAAGUAACUGUUCCCAAAGAUUUGGCUGGAUCUAUUAUUGGCAAAGGCGGUCAAUGGAUUAAACAAAUUUGUCACGAGUCAGGUGCUUCAAUCAAAACUGAUGAGCCUUUAGAAGGAUAUGAAGAUCGGAUCAUUACCAUUACAGGAACACAGGACCAGACACAGAAUGCACAGUAUUUGCUGCAGAACAGUGUGAAGCAGUAUGCAGAUGUUGAAGGAUUCUAAUGCAAGAUAUUUUUUCUUUUUUAUAG
This is a messenger RNA of Rhinolophus ferrumequinum (greater horseshoe bat), 1427 nucleotides long. RefSeq names its product heterogeneous nuclear ribonucleoprotein K-like. The record is from RefSeq and is a predicted model, not a curated record. Gene Ontology annotation, biological process: regulation of mRNA splicing, via spliceosome; regulation of transcription by RNA polymerase II. Gene Ontology annotation, molecular function: mRNA binding. Lineage: Eukaryota; Metazoa; Chordata; Mammalia; Chiroptera; Rhinolophidae. Gene Ontology annotation, cellular component: nucleus; cytoplasm.